Messenger RNA from Suillus paluster, 2613 nucleotides. RefSeq lists its product as uncharacterized. The transcript is spliced from 10 exons. NCBI's taxonomy places the organism in Eukaryota, Fungi, Basidiomycota, Agaricomycetes, Boletales, Suillaceae. Bases 1 to 2613 code for a protein of 870 amino acids. The record is from RefSeq and is a predicted model, not a curated record.
AUGGACUUUGAUGAUGCUGGCAACAUGAACGAUCCCACACAACCAAUGGUUGAAUAUUUUGGCGCUGCUCGCCCCUGUGAUCCGGAAGGCAACUUCCUUCCACCAGGAACUCCGCCUCCACCACUCACUGACAAGACAACAGAUGACUGGACUCCCUACAACAGCCGGGUAGAGUUCGACUCGGAGCUCGCCGACUACUUAUUCACGCGGAAUCAAACUCCUGCACAUUCAAUCGACCAUUUGCUCAAUAUAUGGGCAGCUUCAUUGAUGCAAGCUGGCAGCAAAGCAACUCUCUUUUCAGAUCACCGUGAUGUCUACAAGACAAUCGAUAAUACUCCUCUCGGUGAUGUGAGAUGGCAGUUGUUUACCGUCAAAUACACCGGCGAAAUUCCAGAGGAAGGUGCCGCACCGUGGAUGGCAGAUAGUCACGAAGUCUGGUUCCAUGACCCCCACGAAGUUGUUCGCAACAUGCUUGCUAACCCAGACUUUGCUGCGGAGAUGGACCUCAGACCGUACCGUGAGUUUGCAACGGAAAACGACGAGCGCCAGUGGAAGGACUUUAUGUCCAGCGAUUGGGCUUAUAACCAAGCAGACAUGAUAUCCGAGGAUGCUGACACUCAUGGCUCAACAUUCGUGCCUGUGAUUCUCAGGAGCGACAAAACAACCGUAUCAGUUGCAACAGGACAAAACGACUACUACCCCCUCUACGCGUCUAUUGGGAAUGUUCAAAACAAUGUGCGCCGUGCCCACCAAAAUGCCGUUGCUGUCAUAGGGUUUCUCGUGAUGCCAAAAACAACCAAACAGCAUGCCGAGACAGACGGUUUCCGGAGGUUUCACCGCCAGCUGUUUCACUUGUCGCUCUCGUUUAUCCUCAAGAACCUGAGGCCGGCCAUGACAAAGCCGGAGGUUGUGUGUUUCGGGGAUGGACACUAUCGCCGUGUCGUCUAUGGACUCGGGCCUUAUAUCGCAGACUACGAGGAGCAAGUAGUACUUGCAUGCAUAGUUCGAAGGUGGUGUGCUAAGUGUCUUUCACAUCGCAAGAACCUCGAUGAGACUAGUCUCCCUCACUCAAGACUUCACGUUGACACGCUAAUCGAGGAGUGCGACUUCGAUACAUUGUGGGUACAGUAUGGUAUACCAUUUACGAACGAUUUCCCCCACGCCGACAUCCACGAACUACUCACACCCGAUCUCCUCCAUCAAAUCAUCAAGGGGGCAUUCAAAGAUCAUUUAGUUGAAUGGGUCGAAAAGUAUCUCAUACGGGUGCACGGAAAGACACAAGCUAACAUUAUUCUAGACAAUAUUGACCGACGGAUUGCAGCAGUUCCUCCGUUUCCUGGCCUCUGUCGAUUUCCACAAGGGCGCCACUUCAAACAAUGGACCAGGGAUGACUCAACGGCCCUCAUGAAGGUAUACUUGCCAGCAAUCGAGGGUUACGUCCCCGAAGAUGUUGUGCGCACGUUUAGUGCCUUCCUCGAAUUUUGUUACCUUGUCCGCCGCAACGUAAUCACGGAGACCUCGCUCGAGGCAAUCCAAGAUGCCCUUACCCGUUUUCACCGGCAUCGUGAAAUUUUCAAGACUACCGGAACCAUUCCAACAUUUUCGCUUCCCCGACAACACUCGAUGUCCCACUACGUCCAUCUCAUUCGAUCCUUUGGUGCUCCGAACGGCUUGUGCUCUUCGAUCACGGAAUCGAAGCACAUCAAAGCAGUCAAGGAGCCUUGGAGGCGAUCUAGCUGGUAUAACGCACUGGGUCAGAUGCUGCUGAUUAAUCAGCAUCUAGACAAGUUGGCAGCAUCACGCGUGGAUUUCCGCACUCGCGGAAUGCUCUCAGGCACUUGCUUGUCAUCUGUUCUCGCAGCACUCAGUACCAUACUCGAUGUUGAUGUUGCUGCUGACUCCGAGGACAUCGAAGCACCGACUUCGAUCCUUGCACAUUACUAUCAAACAGAAGGGAAAAAACGCGCCCAGACCAUUCCCGCACUAGUCAACGAGCUCGUCAUUCCGGACUUAGCUGAUCUCGUUCAGGAUUUCCUGAUCGAGCAGCUAUAUCCGGAACUGGACCCCGCACAAGUCCCCGAAAAUAUUAUGGACUGCCCUCAUUACGAAGGAUGGAUACAAGUAUACAAUUCCGCGGUGUCGACAUUCUUCGCACUGAGUGACUUAAGUGGCAUUGGCGGGAUGAAACGCGAGUACAUUCGCGUGUCCCCCAAUUGGAGACAAGGGUACACACGCAAAGACUGCGUGUUCGUUAUUACUGACCCAAAUGCUCACGGAAUGCUGGGUAUGGAUGUUGCCCGGGUACUUACCUUUUUUUCUUUUCGGCUCAGAGAUAGAUAUUAUCCGUGCGCAGUCGUCCGCUGGUUCAAUCGAGUCGACAACACACCAAACGACGAGACUGGCUUGUGGAUGGUGGAGCCAUCCUCUAUUGAGAAUUGCGCACACUUUGCGGUGAUUCACGUUGAGUCGAUUUUUCGUUCUGCGCAUCUUAUUCCUGUGUACGGUACUGAACCACUCCCCUCGGUCAUUAAAUCUCACCACACCCUCGAUAUAUUCACCCUCUUCUAUGUGAACAAAUAUGCCGAUCAUCAUGCAUUCGAAAUCACUUCUUAA